Messenger RNA from Prunus persica (peach), 837 nucleotides. Its product is annotated as SKP1-like protein 1B. The record is from RefSeq and is a predicted model, not a curated record. Gene Ontology annotation, biological process: SCF-dependent proteasomal ubiquitin-dependent protein catabolic process. Lineage: Eukaryota; Viridiplantae; Streptophyta; Magnoliopsida; Rosales; Rosaceae. Gene Ontology annotation, cellular component: nucleus; cytoplasm. Gene Ontology annotation, molecular function: cullin family protein binding. The coding region runs from base 1 to 471 and encodes 156 amino acids. The transcript has a single exon.
AUGGCCUCCGUUGAGAUGAAGAAAAUAACCCUAAAGAGCGACGACGGUGAGAUCUUUGAGGUGGAGGAGGCUGUGGCCAUGCAGUCACAGACCAUCAAGCACAUGGUGGAGGACGACUGCGCCGAUGGCCCAAUACCUCUGCCGAACGUGACUAGCAACAUCGUAGCGAAGGUGAUCGAGUACUGCAAGAAGCACCAUGAAGAGGAUGCUGAUGGCGAGAAGAACAAAGAGGACAUUAAGAAAUGGGAUGUUGAGUUCGUGAAGGUGGACCAGAGUACUAUGUUUGACUUAAUCUUGGCUGCAAACUAUCUCAAUGUCAAGAGCCUGCUGGAUUUGACUUGCCAGACUGUGGCGGACAUGAUCAAUGGAAAGACACCUGAAGAGAUUCGUGAGAUCUUCAACAUCAAAAAUGACUUCACGCCAGAGGAAGAAAAGGAGGUUCGUAAUGAGAACCAAUGGGCAUUUGAGUGAGAGAGUUAAAGAUCCCCUUCAUACCUGUUAUUAUUACAUAACAAGAUCCCCUACAUACUUGUUAUUAUUACAUAAUUCAACUUUCUGUCUAUUAUUUUUCUUCUAGUUAUAAUUCAAUUGUUUUUUUUUAAUUAAUUUUUUUGUUAGAUGAUUGCUCAGAUGUAACCAAGAUUUCUACAAAACCUUGUUUGUCAAAUAUUUCUAAUGAUACAGUUAUAUGUCUCCUAUUUUGUGUGUUAAGAAACUUCUUUGUUGUCAAUAAAUUCUUAACAAAUUACAUCUCUUGGAAAUUAAUCAUAGAAUAACUAAACUGGACUCACACGAAAUCAUUUGCAUUCAUACAAGGGCCAUUCUAUUAAUUUUACA